This is a messenger RNA of Peromyscus californicus insignis, 5658 nucleotides long. It is a transcript of the gene Znf667, whose product is annotated as zinc finger protein 667. Gene Ontology annotation, molecular function: DNA-binding transcription repressor activity, RNA polymerase II-specific. Bases 2248 to 4113 code for a protein of 621 amino acids. The transcript has 6 exons. The record is from RefSeq and is a predicted model, not a curated record. NCBI's taxonomy places the organism in Eukaryota, Metazoa, Chordata, Mammalia, Rodentia, Cricetidae. Gene Ontology annotation, biological process: negative regulation of transcription by RNA polymerase II.
UGACUUGUGGGUUAGACCUGGUGUGAGGAUGCUAAAGGUGAUUCCGUGUGUGUGUGUGUGUGUGUGUGUGUGUAUGUGUGAGGGGCGGGGGAGAGACGGAGACUGACUAGGCCUGUGAGCCUCGAGAAACAGGUGCGAGCGAGCAAGAGAGAGAGACAGAGAAAGAGAGACAGAAAAACAGAGAGAGAAAGACAGACACAGAGACAGAGAGAGGGACUGACUAGGCCUGUGGGCCUCAAGAAACAGGUGCGUGUGCCAACUGCGUGAUCUGUGGCGUGUGAAAAGGAUGUGGGAUGUGGGAGCACACAGUCCUGAGCAUCUCAGUUGCACCUGUGAACGAGUGUGACAGACUGAUGGGGUUGUUUAUCAUAGUCUGGGAGACAAUCUCUAUUGUCGCUGGCUGUGUGUGUGUGAGAGAGUGUAUCUGUGUGUUUGUGAAUGUGUGUGUGUGUGUGUGUGUGUGAGAGAGAGAGAGAGAGAGAGAGAGAGAGAGAGAAAGCUGUUUAUCAUAGUCCAGAGAUACUGUGUGCCACCAGAUGUCUGUGGCUUUGUUGAGUGUGUGCCAGUGUGUGAUUGAUUCUGCCUUAUCUCAUUUGUUACUGUGGCAACGGUCUCCUCUAGAGCAGGAGCUGUGAUGGCUACUCUGGGAAACUGACCCUGUUAAGGAUGAGACUUUUCCUUCUGUACAACAGGAUAAAUAGUGCCCAUCAGAGUGUAGAUGGUAAGACUAAAUGGAAUAACAAAUGAAAACGCCCUGUGUAAUGCCUGGGACACACUGAGUGCAGGUAGGGUCUGGCCUUUGUUAUAGUGCUGAGAGUGGGGGUUUGUGUUGUGUUGCUGACCUGUGUACAGGUAGGAUUGUAGUGAUGAAUCCCAAAGGAAUUUGUGUCUGCAUUUGGAAUUUGGCUGUCUUCCGCCUCUAGCAGAGGUUCUGGUCUCUCUGAUUUGAGCAGUGGAGCACCCCCCAUCCCUCCUACCCCUAGGCAAGUGCUAGCCUUCCUGGUGUCUGCUCAAGUAUGCUUCUGAGGGGAAGGUGCAGCCUACCCUGACCUGUGGAACCUGUUGUGUGCCUUCCUAAUCAGGGUAUCUUGAGGGAGAUAAAUGGAGGUGGUGGGGGUGGGCACAGAGGGCCUGGGGCCAGCCACCUUUAUCCACUAACACUUGGGAGACAGAGGCAGGUGGAUCUAUGUGAGUUCCAGUCUAGCUUGGUCUACAAAUCAAGUUCCAGGCCAGGAAAUGAAACUCUGUCUCAAAAGAGAGAAGGGGGUGGGGGGAAGAGACACAUGGUAGAUGUCACAGAACCCUUUUGGAGUGACUUGUUGACUAGCCUGGGCCAUCAUCGACAGACCCUUCCUUUCAUUCCAGCCUAUGUUUUUCAGCAUUGGUCACUGACAGCAGAAGCAACCCAUUUACUGGGUCUAUAACCUGAAAGAACAGAAGAUAAUGUUGCUGCUAUAACAAAUUGCCCCAGAUGUAAUGGUUUCAAAGCUUUAUUCACACUCAGUAUUUACUAAUCUUUUAAGUAGUUAACCCAACCAGUAGGACUGGAGAGAUGGCUCAGCAGUUAAGAGCCUUGGCUGUUCUGCCAGAGGACCCGGGUUCAAUUCCCAGCACCCACAUUAUUAUUCCUUCUUACUACUGCAUAAUAAAUCCAGCCUUCUGAGAAGAUGGCUUCCCAUAAACAGUGUAGAUCAUCUUAAAAUUCAUGUUUAGCAUCAAAACUUACUGUUAGCUAAGCCUAGCCUUGGUUUCACUUAUCUCCCUUCACCAUUUGUAGAGGGAGAUGUUCAUACUUCCAUUUUCAGCUUUCUGUAUCUUCCAUCGACACAUCACAGAAAGAGCUAUGUACAGAUCUGCUGUUAAAGCAUCAGGGUGUGGGGAUGGCAUUCUCUGAGGGUAUUCAGGGGUCAACUGUCUUCAGAUCUAAACUCACUUCUAAGUGAUUCCACUUUUUUUUUAAUAUGUAGGAAAAUGUUACUGUUUGGUAAAGAGCGCUCAGUCACUUGUUACACUAUUUUCUUUUUCACUAGAGUCCGUGUUUUCUCAAUAGUUUGUCCCUGUUUCUGCUCUCUUGGAAGGGACAAAUUUUAGAGGGCUGUGGAAUGAUUGCUAGCCCAGUGACCUUCUCUGCAAUGUCAUUUCAGCAUAGGAGAAUGGAGUUCCACGUCGGUCAGCACACACAAGCAUAUUCAGGAUGGCACUCUGCCUCAUCCUCUGAAUGUGGACCAUCAAAGUCGGGGGGAAAGGAUGCCUGUAGCACGAGGGAAAUCAAAAUCCAGGGCACCAGUGACUUUCGGGGACUUAGCCAUCUACUUCUCACAGGAGGAGUGGGAAUGGCUGAGUCCCAUUCAGAAGGAUUUGUACCAAGAUGUCAUGUUGGAGAACUAUCAGAAUCUGGUCUUGCUUGGUCUUGCCUGCCGGAGGCCAAAUAUCAUCACCUUGUUGGAGAAAGGGAAAGCACCAUGGAUGGUGGAGCCAUCCAGACGGCGCCGGGGCCCUGCCCUGAGUUUCAUAAUUUCCUGGCUUCUCUUCCUCCUGGAAUCAGGGUCUAAGUGUGAGACCAAGAAGUUACCACCAAAUCCGUGUAACAAAUCUGGGCAAAGUAUCCAUCAGAAACCAGUUUCUUCACAAGGAAAGGUCACCACAGGGAGGACAAAAUGUAACAAGAGUUCACUCCGGAGAAAACCCAAGAAAAGACAUUCAGGCAAGAAAUCUUUAAAGUGUGAUAAUUGUGGGAAAACCUUUUCUCGAAGUUUGUCUUUUAAACUUCAUCAAGACUUUCACACUGGAGAGAGGUCUUAUGGAUGCAGUAAUUGUAGACAAGUUUUCAGACAGAUCUUAUCCCUCAUUCUUCAUCAGAGAAUUCACAAUCGGAAGAAAAGCUAUGAAUGUGACAAAUGUGGGGAAAUUUUUAAUAAAAAAUUAACUCUGAUGAUACAUAGGAGAACUCACAAUGGAAAGGAAAAUUUGAACCAUGAGAAGGCCCCAGGUUCAUGCCCAUCUUUCAGUGUACACUCUAAUAAUCACAUUGUUGAGAGUAUCCACCAGUGCAGAAAAUGUGAGAAAGCCUUCAGCCGGAUGUCAUCCCUUUUACUUCAUAAGAGAAUUCACAAUAGAAAGAAAAUACAAUACAAUAAAUAUGGCAGAGGCUUCAAAAAGAAGACAUUCCUUGUGCAUAAGAGAAAUUGUAUUGGAAAGAAAACUCAUGAGACUAAGAAGGCCUUAAGUCAGGGUCUCAAGCAGAGAACUCACCAUUUAGAAAAUCCUUUUACAUGUAGGAAAUGUGGGAAGUCCUUCAGUAGGAUCUUAUCCUUAAUGCUUCAUCAGAGAAUUCACACUUCAGGGAAACCCUACAAAUGUGAUAAAUGCCAGAAAGACUUUAGACGGCUUUCGACCCUUAUUCUGCACCUAAGAACUCAUAAGGGGGAGAAGCAGUUUAAGUGCAAUAAAUGUGAGAAAGUGUGCAAUCGGUAUUCGUCCCUUAUUCAACACCAGAAAAUUCAUAAGAGAAAAAAGAAACUCAUUGAGUGCAAGGAAUGUGGAAAGAUGUUUUGUGGAAUGAAAAACCUUAAAGUACAUCUGAACAUUCAUUCAGAAGAGAAACCUUUCAAAUGCAAUAAAUGUAGUAAAGUUUUUGGCCGCCAGUCAUUUCUUAUUGAACAUCAAAGAAUUCAUACUGGAGAAAAGCCCUAUCAGUGUGAAGAAUGUGGGAAAGCCUUCAGUCACCGAAUAUCUCUUACCCGACAUAAGCGAAUUCACAGUGAAGAUAGACCUUAUGAAUGUGAUCAGUGUGGGAAAGCCUUCAGCCAGAGUGCUCACCUUGCACAGCAUGAAAGAAUUCACACUGGAGAGAAGCCCUAUGCAUGCAAAAUAUGUAAGAAAUCCUUUACUCAGCGCAUAUCCCUCAUUCUACAUGAAAGAAGUCAUACUGGGGAGAAACCCUAUGAAUGUAAUGAAUGUGGGAAGGCGUUUAGUAGUGGCUCGGACCUUAUACGACAUCAGAGAAGUCAUUCUUCAGAGAAACCGUAUGAAUGUAGCAAAUGUGGUAAGGCAUAUAGUCGGAGCUCAUCUCUGAUCCGACAUCAGAGCACACACUCGGAGGAAAAAUCCUGAAGUUGUUGCUAACUCUGCAAAAGCUAAAAAGGGUGUCAAAGAAGUGUGCAGAGGCAUGGAGAAUGUGUGUAAGUGUUCUUGACUUAUGAUGAUGUAUGUCCAUAGGUUGAAACAUUUAAAACAGAAAUAUAUUUAAUAUCCCUACCCUACCAAAUGUGAUCGUUUAGCAGCACAGUAUAAUGUGGAGUCCCAGUUGUUCACUCUCCUGAUUGCAUGGCUUCCUGAGGGCUAUGACCUGACCUGAUACUGCUGCCCAGCAUUUCGAGAGUUAUCUUACUGCUUACUGCUUAUCGUCAGCCUAGGGAAAGAUCAUAAUUCCUAGCCUCAUGGAUAUUGCUUCUGUACACUGUAAUGCUGAAAAAUCCUAAAUCAGAAAUCAUUCAUUGGAGGGAGGGAACUAUCUGCCUAUAAUGUGUUUUGUGUCUAUGGGGCCAUUUUAUGAUAUCCUCCCUUUGAAAGCCAAAGAGCAAAAGUAGCUGGUGGAUUUUGAACUGAAGAUCUGAAAUCAGCUGAGGUGUGCUCAGGAUAUUGGAUUAGGGGUUGUGAAUGAAGGUGUUUUUCAGUUCGCAUUUUAUUUCCAGUGCAGUUUUUAAGGAUAAUUCACUGGAUGCAUACAAGGAAAUGGAACUGCAAAGUCCAUUUUUUUUCUAGAUGGUGCUUUGAGCCUGAGUUGAGGUCCCAGGAAAAUGGAGUGUUGAGUCUGUUCUCAGAACUAGAACUCCUGUGUGUAAGGACCUAGCAGGCAAAACAAUAAACAGGGUGCCUCUUUCUCCUGACAGAAAUGUGUUGGAGUGAGAACAAAGAAGAGGUUGCUAAAGAUAGUAUUGACAGUGGUGUAGAGCAGUAGCCAAUAUCACACAGCCUCCAUGGAUGUGAAGAUACACUGUGAAAAUCUGUGUGACUAAGACAGGCUGGGGUGGGGUGGGAAGAAGAUACUGAACAAUGAGGAACUUCUGAGCAGGGAGAAGCUAUUUUUUACUUUUUUAUUUGAAAAAAGAGUCUAUAUUUAUAUAAAUAAACAGCAUUUUUAUGUAAUAAUGCUAAUUGGUGUACAAAAAGUAACUAUGUGUUUGUGUUUUUAUGGCCUGAAUAUUUGUGUCACCCUAACUCAUAUGUUGAAGCCCUAACCCCUCAGUGUGAUGGUACUUGGAAAUGAGAUUAAUGAAGUCAUGAUGCGGAUGGGCCUUUUUGAUAAGUUUAUUGAUCAGAGACACCAGAGGGCUUGAUCUCUUUCUGUACCAUGUGAGAACACAGGCAGUCAUCUGCAAAGCAAGAAAAAGCCCUUAUGAGAACCUGACCAGUGUGAUGCCCUGACCUUGGAUUUCCAGCCUAUGGAGGAACUAUGAGAACCUAAUUUCUCUUUAAGUCACCAGUCUGUGAUACUGUGUUAUAGCAGCUCGAGCUGAUUAAUACAUGGAAGAACUCCUAGGUUAAUGUAUUGGAUGUUUUCCUUUGAGCUGUCCAACCCAUUCAAUGUGUUUUUCUGUCCCUCUUUCCAGCUUGUGUAAGUUAUAUAAGAAAUAAAGUCCGAGUUCUUUUGUGUGA